Molecule: messenger RNA, 5583 nt
Organism: Aspergillus chevalieri
Lineage: Eukaryota; Fungi; Ascomycota; Eurotiomycetes; Eurotiales; Aspergillaceae
Product: putative THO complex component (Rlr1)
Exons: 2
Coding region: 1-5583 (1860 amino acids)
Biological process (GO): mRNA processing; mRNA export from nucleus
Cellular component (GO): THO complex part of transcription export complex
Molecular function (GO): mRNA binding
Source: RefSeq, a predicted model, not a curated record
AUGGAUGAACUGAAAGAGGAGAAGUUGAAAGAGAAAGCGGAGCGAGAACGAGCAGCACGACCUGGCGGCGGUGUCAAUGCCCUAAUGAUGGCCGGCGCUCUGGCAGACGAUACUGUUCCUAUGCCACGGAUACGUGAAUCAGAAGCUCGAGCCACUCCGAGUAAGGAGCAAGAGGCAGACAAGGCUGCAGCCAAAGCGGAGGAAAAUGAACUACCGGAACCUUCAGAUCAAAAGGUUCUGCUGCUCAAGAGUCUGCUAGCUAUUGGCGCCCUUCCUGAAGCCCUUUUGAUCCUGAGCAAGUUCCCUUGGCUGAUGGACGUCUACACCGAACUUCCUGAAUUCAUUCACCGUAUCUUACAUCACUCUUUGAGUAAGGUCUACGCUUCGCUACGUCCUCUACCUUCUGUCGACGGACUUCGGGAUCAGCAACAGAUCCCCAGCCUGGACCAGUCCAGUGUACCUAAGGGACAGGUUCGUCUGAAUCAGGCGCCUCCGAGGAGGGUCCUUCGAUGGGCCCAACUUGACGUGGAGGAUGAACAUGAUGGGACGGAUUACCGUUUCUAUUGGGACGACUGGGCGGACAAUGUUCCUAUCUGCCAGUCUGUCGACGACGUGUUCGCUCUCUGUUCUUCGUUCCUCAACCUGUCUGGCCACAAGAUUGGACAGGAUGCGGCUUUGCUCUCGAAAUUGGCACGGAUCGGAAGAGACAGUUUAAGUAAGGACGGCUCUCAAGAGAACCGAGCCCGUUGGCAGGAUUUGUGCAAGCGUCUUUUGGUUCCCGCUAUCAGUUUGACCAAGGCCAACCCCGGUGUUGUCAAUGAAGUUUUCGAUCUCAUCAGUUUCUUUUCCCGUGAGGUCCGAUACAAUAUGUACGCGGAAUGGUACUUUGGGCAAACUUCGCGACUUCCCGACAUCAAAUCAGCAUUCGACCAAGCUAGGGCCGAAACCAAGGACACGCUCAAGAGACUGAGCAAAACGAAUAUCCGUCCCAUGGCUCGUGCGCUGGCGAAGAUUGCAUACGCAAAUCCAGGUAUUGUCAUCAACGUCGCCAUCAGCCAGAUCGAAUCCUACGAGAACCUCAUCGAGGUUGUUGUGGAGUGUGCCCGUUAUUUCACAUACCUCGGAUAUGAUAUUUUGACAUGGUCUCUGAUCAACUCCCUUGGUCAGAAAGGGCGGAGUCGUGUCCAAGAAGGAGGUUUACUAACCAGUCGGUGGCUGAAUGCGCUGGCUACCUUCGCUGGCAGGACUUUCAAGCGAUACUCUGUCAUGGACCCUACUCCAGUGCUGCAGUAUGUGGUAGAGCAGCUGCGGCACAAUAACUCCACUGACCUUAUUGUCUUAGAGCAGAUGAUCAGCUCCAUGGCAGGUAUUAUUACGGACAGCAGUUUCAACGAGUCACAAAUCCAAGCCAUGGCAGGUGGCGAUACCCUCCAAUCACAGACGAUUCUGCAGCUGUUAGACAAGCGACACGAGUCCAAGACGACUUCGAAGCGGCUAAUGAAAUCCCUUACCGUUUCAAAGCUUGCCGGCCAGUUGCUCGUUGCUAUUGCACAAGAGCGGUGGACCUGUAUCUUCCAGGAUGAGAGUUCUUCCGAGUUGAAGCUCUCGGGUAACAUAUUCGACGAAAUCCACCGUAUUCUUACACAGUAUCUCGAUUUGCUGCGCAGCAAUAUGUCGGUCGAGGAGUUCGAUUCGUUUGUUCCUGAUCUGCCUACUCUCAUCAAAGGAUUCGGUGUGCAGCCUGAACUCGCUUUCUGGAUUCAACGACCGAGCAUCGGAAAGAAAAUCGCCGAGGUAGAACGUGCGGCCCAGGAGGACGAAGCUGCGGCGAAAACUCGUGAAAGUGAGGAAGCAUCAUCAGCAACGAAGGCUGAGGAUGGUCAGGAGAUGGCAGUUGAUGGUGAGCCAACAGCCAAGGCGGAGGAAGCAACAGCCGAAGGGGCCAUGGAUGUGGACAAGCCGCAGCCUCAAAGCUUAAACGAAUCGGAUGGCACUCUUGCUCCUGAGCAAACCGCUGCGAACGACAAUGGUAAUUCCGAACCCCCUGCGUCGAAUGCUGUCAUCCAAGAUCUCGAAGGACAGAUCCAGUCUGUCUUGCCGGUCGAAACGUACGGCAUCGUUGGUUUGCGUUUCUACGUUAUUUUCUGGCAAUUAUCGCUUUACGACGUGCAUGUCCCUCAGAAAGCGUAUGAAGAUGAAAUUGACCGCCAGAAGAGGAAGGUGGUUACAAUUAACAACGAUCGAUCCGACAUCAGCAUGGCCGGUACUCAGAGGAAGGAACGAGAAAAAAAGCAGCUCACUCAGCUUCAGGAACGGAUAUUGGAGGAAAACAAAACUCAUCUCAAGGCGUACGGCCAGACCAGGAUAAGAUUGCAGAAAGAAAAGGACCGGUGGUUUGCUGGCAUGCGAGGAAACUACGACACUUUGAAUGUUUCCUUGUUGGAGCAGUGCUUUGUGCCUCGUUUGCUUCUGUCGCCUAUCGAGGCUUUCUACUGUUUUAAGAUGCUUAAGUUCUUGCAUACCUCCGGGACACCGAAUUUCCGGACUGUCGGAUUGUUGGAUCAACUGUUCCGUGAGCAAAGGGUUACGGCCCUCAUCUUCCAAUGUACCUCAAAGGAAGCUGACAAUCUCGGGCACUUCCUCAACGAAACCCUACGGGAUCUCGGUCGCUGGCAUGCGGACAAGGCAGUCUACGAGAAGGAGGCAUUCGGAACGAAGAAGGACCUCACCGGAUUCGCCACGUCCGUUGGCUCUGACGGCAAGCCAACAAUGUUCUUAGACUAUGAGGACUUCCGUCGACUUCUGUAUAAAUGGCACCGUAUCCUGGCCUCAGCACUCAAGAUCUGUCUGAACGGGGGCGAAUACAUGCACAUUCGAAACGCUAUCAGUGUACUCAAGGCAAUUGUCCAACAAUUCCCCGCAGUAAACUGGAUCGGUCGUGACAUCUUGAAGAGCGUCAACAACCUGAGCCAGAACGACGAACGCGAUGAUGUGAAGACACCCGCUGCUUCGCUGAUCGGUGACCUCAACCGGAGAGAGAAGAAAUGGAUGCUUCCUCAGGCGUUUAAUGAGAUUAAGGGACCGAUCCCCGCGCAGCAACAGCAACAGAAGACUGAGCAAGCUCUGUCUGAUAAGGCUACGGCUGAGAAGGCUGGCGCUUCGGGAACGGUGACACCAACACCGUUGAAUGCGGCUGCGCCUUCGUUCAAGCCCCCAGGUGGCCAAGAAGCCGAAGGUGCCCCCAAGCCUGAACCGUCAAAACAGGAAGUUGAGGAUGGAGAGAUUGAGGACGCCAAAAUGACCGAUGUUGCAAUGAAGGGAACGGAAGGAGCUAAACAAGAACCUUCUGGGAAACCUGAGACGACACCACAGCAAGCUGAGCAACCUGUUACUGGUGGUCCGGAGGUGGCACCAACCGACAAGCCAGCCGAACCAGCAGCCAAACAACCACGCGCUUCAUCCGCUUCCGCUGUUUCUCAACCAGAGCCUCAGGCUCUAGAGAGACAAGCAGAUAUCCCCAAGCGUCCUGAAAUCGAGCGAUCUUCAUCCAGUGCAUCGAACAUUCGUGGAUUGCCUAACCGGCCAAUUCGCCAUGGGGAUGGAAGACUACCGCCCCGACCUGAACGACAACGACACCCGGGCCGCUAUGAUGGGGAGCAUGACCCCCAUAGCCAUGGUCUACUCGAGAGAGAUUUACCGACAAGGUUGCCUCCAGAUGAGCCAUUCCGUGGCCCUGCGUAUCGCGACGGUCGACUUCCUCGAGAACCUGAAUGGUUGGACCGAUCUGGACGGUUGCGCCCCGCACCUGAUGGCUUUGAUGGACGUUCUGACGGGGCACGCUUACCCCUUGAAGCGCCAAAUGGUCCACGACCAGGCCCACAGACGCAUCCUGACCGUGCCGGAUUAAUCCAUGAGCGUCCAGACCGGGAUCGACGCGGGCCUCCUCCGAGAGGCCUGUCACCACCGAGAUCGUCAGAUCUCCCUGGCCGCCUUGAACGCUUCCCUGGCGAUGAUCGACGUUUCGCCAAUUACCCUCCAGGUUCGCGACUUGAUGAUUUGCCUACGGGGCCGCGCAGCGAACGUCCAGGGCGAGAGAUUCAUGACCCAAGAGAAACCCCAUCUGGUCCGGACAUGAGCCACGGGCGAUUGCGCCAGCCGGAACCUGCAGAGAUUCCUUCUGGGCCACGCUCAAGAAACCGUGGUGGUCGCGGAGCAUCUGGACCUCAACCCCCGCCUCCGCCUCCGGCGGGAGGCAAUGAGCGCCAACCGCCAAUGGGACCGAAACAGCAACCGCCAGGAGCACCAGCAUCACCUGCCGGUGAUCGGUUGGACAAUAGCGGAAUUCACCCAGACCGUCUCAAGGCAUUACAGCAGCAAGGCAAUGAGUAUGGCGGCGGACGAUCUCAGCAACCACCUUCACCAGGGAUUGCCCCUCCAUCUGGGCCCCGUAGUUCAUUUGCCCCGCCAUCAGGCCCAGCACCUAUGCCUCGUGGAGCACAGCCUUCAGGAUCUGGUGGUGGUGGUGGUGGCGGCGGUGACAGAGGACGAGGAGACAAACGAUUCGCUGGAAUCAACAAUAUGCUUCAGCAAUCGGCGGGCCCCGCAGAUCGCAGUGGACCUGGUACAUCGAUCCGAGGCCGAGGCGCGAACCGCUCCGCCGCUGCGAUGAACGCGCCAUCUCCGCAGUCUACCCCAUCCGGCGGUACACCUGAUGAUGGAAGUCGCACUGUCUCAUCUUCUUCUCAACAGGGUCGACCUGACCUUCUGGCGGAUCGGAUCACCAGCGCUUCCCGAGGAGAUGAAGGGCAUUCGCGUAGGAGUCUUGGUGGUCGAGGUGAUUUGAUCGAUGAACCUGGCUCUGAGUCACGGCGUUCUUCGCAGCGAUACUCAGAACGAGAUCGUGACCGUGACCGCGAGCGAGAAAGGGAUCGUGAACGGGACAGAGAUCGUGAGCGUGAUCGUGGUGACCGCGAGCGUGGUGAGCGCAGCGAUAGAGAUCGUGAACGCGAACGGGAUCGUGAGCGCGAGCGCGAGCGAGAACGAGAACGUCGUGCAGGAGAUGAAGAAGGAACACGCAGCAGCAGCCGACGGGAAGAACGCGAACGCGCUCGCGAAUAUGAACGAGAACGCAGCCGUCGGAGCGACGCUGGCGCGGCUGCCAGUCGGGACGACGCCCGCUACGAACCACCCCGAGAAGUACUACGACGGGGAGGCGGCAACCGUGACCGCAGAGAACGUCGCGAACGAGACGAAGGAGCUGCAGGAGACUUGGCUUCUCACGAACAUGAAGGCCGUCUACGACCUCCAUCCUCUAUGGGAGUACCACCUCCCCCGCCUCCUCCGCCCCCGCCCCUCCCAGGAAGUGCCGAGGAUGAAAGACGAUGGGGAGGUGGUGGUCGUGAGCGUGACCGCGAGCGCAACCGGGACCGUGCGCGAGACCGUGACUAUGGCGGCGGUAGCAGCGGCGGCGGUGGAGGCCAUCGCAAGCGUGGACGAGGCGGAGAUGACGGACAUGGUGAAGGAGGAGGCCGUGGAGGAAUGCGGAUGGGCAACGAGAACAAGCGGCCUCGUCGGGGGAUGUAA